CAAGUUAGAAUACCAGUGUAAGAGAUUCGGAUAUGCUUCUAGACGCGGUUAUUCGUGGUCGUUUAUACCAAGUCAAGUUCUUACUGGAAACCGACUCGGUGAAUGUCAACGCAACGGAUAAAAGCGGCCAAACUCCACUAAUGAAGGCUAUACUCCUAGAUGAUAAAAUGCGUCACACGAGGUACAAGAUAGUUCGUCUACUUUUGGACCACGGCGCGAAGGUCAACAUAGCUGACAAGAACGGAAAAACAGCUCUAAUGUUGGCUACUAUUCUUGGACUUCAAGAAAUUGUAGAAAGAAUUCUAAAGAUCUCGAUUAUCGAUCUAGACUUUAACGCUGAAGAUCWAGAAGGGAACACGGCGCUGAUACACGCAGCUAUCACAGGACGUGCAGAUAUUGCGAGCAUUCUUAUCAAUUCCAUGAAACGGUUUGGUCUAGGCGUGGAUAAGACGAAUAACAAAGGAAUGACGGCCAUGUUGGAAGCGACCAGAUACGGCCACGAUCGAACUGCGCAGGUAUUAAUGGUCGAAGGAGAUGCAAGCUUGACUAUUAGAGACCCUUUUUAUUACAUGAAUGCUUGUGAAUGGGCAGUUCAGAACGAACUACAUAAUCUCGCGGAACUCAUAAAAACCCAACAACAAAUACUAGCUGCAAGAUUAGAGGAAUCGAGUAGCAAGAAUCUUGACGAAGCUGUUGCAAAAACAGAAGCUCAUGAAGAAGAGCUACAAGGUAAUACACAAGAGGCUACUUUGACCCCAGAGCCUCGACAUGAAACAGCAAAGAUACCUCCAUCGAAGAGGAAAGGAGCUUGUGAAGAAGAGCUACAAGGUAAUACACAAGAGGUUACUUUGACCCCAGAGCCUCGACAUGAAGCACCAAAGAGACCUUCGUCGAAGAGGAAAGGAGAUAAGACUCUGACUGUUCCACGUGUGAUGCAAAGCCUCCGUGAUACUAGCCUACAGGAUUCAAUGGCCGAGGUAGAACCUGUAAAACGGGUAACGAUUCGUCCACAAUCGAAUAAAGAAACAGACGCUGAGUUAAUCAAGACGUCUCAUGAGAACGAGGCAAAGAGGGCUUCAGAAUCAAACAGCGUUGUUAGUUCUUUAGGAUCAGCUAAGAGAGGGGUUCCAAAGCCCCGAAUAAGAAGCACCUCAUCAGGACUGCGACUGAAUGCGAARUCGGAGUUUCAGAGACUGAUGGAAUUGUACGGCAUUCAAAACUCGGUGACAUAUCGCCUGGGAUACGACCCAACGACGCUGCCACCAAGUGGCAUGUGGCCUGACCCCAAUGCGCAGAACAGUUUAUCAAACUCUUACGAAAAUCUAAGUAUCAUUGACAAAGAUGAUUGCUACAAUGAUUUUAUCCCUUCAAGYGGACAAGCUCCCGGAGAUCAAUGAUUCCAGAAGGACAAGGUAGAAGGAUGAGUGUUGUGGGGGGUAUGAGGGAUGGGCGGAGGACUUCCAUCGUUGCAGGACCAAUGGGAACAGAUCGACGACGAAAAAUGACAACUAAGAUGUCGAUGAUUGCACGACCAAAUAUGGAGAGGCCCAUACUGAGACGAACAAAUACGAGUCCA
Molecule: messenger RNA, 1576 nt
Organism: Actinia tenebrosa (Australian red waratah sea anemone)
Lineage: Eukaryota; Metazoa; Cnidaria; Anthozoa; Actiniaria; Actiniidae
Molecular function (GO): protein binding
Source: RefSeq, a predicted model, not a curated record